UAACCACUCGGUGUGAAAGUGAAAAAUGACAUGCAGUAGAAUCCAGUAGAAACAUGGUAAAAUAGGCUUAUCAGUGCUUGACUUAAACUGAAAUAGGUACUCAUUUUGGAUGCUGGUACUGUUUAUAUUUAGGUGCAGGAGUUCCACAAUAAGUUUGAGCUAAUAUUCUACAAGAGGAACAGAAGCUCACCCAUUGGAAAUUUUGAGGUUCCGGUACACCGCUCUGCUGUGUGUGAUGUCACUGACCAGCAGAUGGGUCAGAGGGUGAUGACCCCGCUAGUGGAGGAGCCAGAGCCUGACCUCUUCACCCCUGCCUUCCCUCUCGCCAACUCUCCCGUGCCCCCAGAGCCACAGACUGAGGAGAGUGAGGCGGAGAAGAAGCCUCCUCGAUUCCAGCUCUCCUCCCUUAUCCCCCAGGAGAGGAUAGGCUACACCGCCCUCAUAGACAAGCUGGGUGGUGUGGUGCUGGACAAGCAGUGCUUUGACCCCAGCUGCUCCCACAUCAUUGUGGGGACCCCUCUGAGGAAUGAGAAGUACCUGGCAGCCAUGGCCGUGGGGAAGUGGAUCCUGCACCGCUCCUACCUGGAGGCAUGUCGCUCCGUGGGACACUUCAUCCAGGAGGAUGAGUAUGAUUGGGGCAGAAGCUCCAUCCUGAAUGUGCUACCAUCCUUCAGCUCCCAGCAGAAGAGGCUGGCGUUGGCCGCCAUGCGCUGGAGGAGGAACCUGCAGGACCGCAAUGACCAGGAGGGAUCAUUCAGCGGUUGGACCGUCAUGCUGAACAUCGACCAGACCAGAGAGUCAGGGUUUAGACGACUCCUGCAGUCUGGUGGAGCAAAGGUUCUCCCCAGGUCCUCUCCAUCUCUGUACAAGGGAACCACCCACCUGUUUGCAGAGUUCAGUCGGUUGAAGCCAGGAGACUUCCAGUUGGACGUGCCAGAGGCCAAAUGCCUAAAGCCAGAGUUCAUUGCAGACUACCUCAUCCAGGAGCCUAUUCCACCAAUAGAGAUGUACUAUCUGCCUGAAGCUGCCCGAUGUCUGCCAGCGGGCACAGAUGCCAGCCGCGCCACACCCUCCCGCAAGCGCAAAGCAUCAGGAGAUUCCACAAUGUUGAAGAAGACCUGCCUCAAGUAAAAACAUUGUCAUUUCGAGCUUUGGUGUCAACUAGUAAAUUCCAUCAUUUUAGAAAUGCCCCUGCAAGCCAUUAAUGAUAUGUCUGUAAAUAAGAUUUUUUUAUUAGUUGUAUGAAAAUAAAAUGUAUUUGACAAG
Oncorhynchus tshawytscha (Chinook salmon) is the source of this 1266-nucleotide messenger RNA. RefSeq names its product DNA topoisomerase 2-binding protein 1-like. The transcript is spliced from 7 exons. Gene Ontology annotation, biological process: mitotic G2 DNA damage checkpoint signaling; DNA replication initiation; mitotic DNA replication checkpoint signaling. Bases 253 to 1131 code for a protein of 292 amino acids. The record is from RefSeq and is a predicted model, not a curated record. Lineage: Eukaryota; Metazoa; Chordata; Actinopteri; Salmoniformes; Salmonidae.